UGUGUCACUUAAUGUUAGCUAUUUCAUUAAGACUUCACUGUGUCACUUAAUGUUAGCUAUUUCAUUAAGACUUCACUGUGUCACUUAAUGUUAGCUAUGUCAUUAAGACUUCACUGUGUCACUUAGUAUCACCUAUGUCAUUAAGACUUCACUGUGUCACUUAGUAUCACCUAUGUCAUUAAGACUUCACUGUGUCACUUAGUAUCACCUAUGUCAUUAAGACUUCACUGUGUCACUUAGUAUCACCUAUUUCAUUAAGACUUCACUGUGUCACUUAGUAUCACCUAUGUCAUUAAGACUUCACUGUGUCACUUAGUAUCACCUAUGUCAUUAAGACUUCACUGUGUCACUUAGUAUCACCUAUGUCAUUAAGACUUCACUGUGUCACUUAGUAUCACCUAUGUCAUUAAGACUUCACUGUGUCACUUAGUAUCACCUAUGUCAUUAAGACUUCACUGUGUCACUUAGUAUCACCUAUGUCAUUAAGACUUCACUGUGUCACUUAGUAUCACCUAUGUCAUUAAGACUUCACUGUGUCACUUAGUAUCACCUAUGUCAUUAAGACUUCACUGUGUCACUUAGUAUCACCUAUGUCAUUAAGACUUCACUGUGUCACUUAGUAUCACCUAUGUCAUUAAGACUUCACUGUGUCACUUAGUAUCACCUAUGUCAUUAAGACUUCACUGUGUCACUUAGUAUCACCUAUGUCAUUAAGACUUCACUGUGUCACUUAGUAUCACCUAUGUCAUUAAGACUUCACUGUGUCACUUAGUAUCACCUAUGUCAUUAAGACUUCACUGUGUCACUUAGUAUCACCUAUGUCAUUAAGACUUCACUGUGUCACUUAGUAUCACCUAUGUCAUUAAGACUUCACUGUGUCACUUAGUAUCACCUAUGUCAUUAAGACUUCACUGUGUCACUGGGAAGAUUCACCUAACAAUUAUAAUUGUAUAAACUCAAAUAUUUUGUGUUAACAGAAAGCUUAACACUGUUGUAUCAACAUGGUUCUUAGUUGUUUAUCUCAUGUUGACGAUAAGAGAUGAAUCGUAGCUCAUCUGUUUGUUAUUAAGUCUUUAAUAUUGUGUUCAUAUGAUCUUUAUAUAAAAACAUAUCAUAAUUAUCAACGCCAAUUUUUAAGUCUUAUUUAUAAUAUAUGUUACACUCUGUAGGGAUAAACGACAAAUAGCAAAAGCUUUUAUUAAGUUCUUUUAGCAGAAAUUUCUGGCUGGUCAUAGACAGUUGUGCGGUUAAUCAUGACAUAUAAUUAUAUAACCUACUUCAGGUAUAGUUGGACUUUUAUAGUGCUAACCGUCGUCUUAAAUGAAGGAGCAAAUUUACCUUUCCGUUGUAGUAAAUUUAAUAGAAUAAAUUUAGAAUUUCAUGCACAAUAGAAGGUCGUGUGGUAUAUGUUAUCAGUAUGAUAAGGUGUGACGUGAGAGAUAAGACUAUCAGGUGGUGACUGCUAAUACCACGUAUGAGGGAACGAUCUGGUGAUAGUGAAGUGAUCACAUGUACCACUAUUAGGUGAAGGUGACUCCUAAUACCACGUAUGAGGGAACGAUCUGGUGAUGGUGAAGUGAUCACAUGUACCACUAUUAGGUGAAGGUGGCUCCUAAUACCACGUAUGAGGGAACGAUCUGGUGAUAGUGAAGUGAUCAAGUGUUCAGAAAAGUGAGGAGUAAUACAGUACUCGAUUAUACAUAAGAGUUCAUGUGUGUGUAUGUAAUUAUUGAGCUCUUAAUUUGUGUAGUGUAGAUAAACACCUCGAGGACAGGUGGUGCUGUACAGUACCUGCAGGUAUGGUGACGCCCAGGCCCAGAUCGCUGAUCAAAACAAACGGUGACAAGUAUCUAGAUGGCCUGGAUGAGGUUGCCCAGCCGGAGAUGUGUCGGGUCUUCCUGUGGUUGUAUCAGGGAGGUAACCAGUAUGUGGGGGAGUACCUGGUUACAUUACCACGAGGAAUGCAGUUUCUAAACAAGGACCAGAAGAAGAUGCUCACCAACAAGGAACCAGUAACCAACAUGGAUAUCUCGCUCCUGUAUCGCCUUCUGCAGCAUACGUGCGGCUUGGCCCCCGAAACGGACCGUAUCUGGCACGACCCAGUGAGUGAUAAUGCUUGCAGUCUAGAACAUUCAUUAUAUCUAAUUAAAGAAGAACGAAAUAAUAUGAAACACAUGACGGGAAAAAUAAAGCAACAAAUGUCUGACAAUGAGUGCACAGAGAAAAUAGAUUGUUUACGAGUUCUCUGCUGUCGUAUAUUAUGCGAAGCAGCCCGACGCUGUAACAGACAUGAUGAACUACCUCGCUGUACUGACGGGCUGGGAGCUAAACUUGAAGAUAUAAAGGGCGUCUCACCGGCCAAGUUUAGUCAAUUGGCCAAGAAAGAGAUAAAAAAAACGUUAGAAGACCAGCAUAGUGGAGGACCGCUGGGUGGACAGUACCUGGAGCCUCGAAUCAACUGUGAAGACGGUUUAGUGUCUCUGGGUGACCUCCUGAGGUGGGGACGCUCGGAAGCUGGUGAACUUCCCCCCGUCAUCCUCGUGAGUGGUGAUGCAGGUGCCGGCAAGACCUCACUCUGCCAAUACUUGGAAGACUCGUGGAAAAGAGAAGAAGAUAACAUCAAGGACCUGCUGGAGUGUGACCUGCUCCUCCUCGUAUACUGUCGGGACGUUACUACUGGUGACACUGUGCGACUGUUGCAGGAAGAUUUCCUGCCUGAGACAACGGCGUACUGCGACCCUCACAGGAUCACCACACUGCUGCAGGAACUGAAGGUCGUCUGGAUACUUGAUGGUCUGGAGGAAGCGACGGACGACGCUGCCACACUCAUAAGAAAGAUACUUAAAACACAGCCAAAGUCUCACACCCUCUUGUUGACCUCCCGGCCGGAACACAGCCUCGCGUUAACAAAAAAAUACCCGGAGAAGAAAAUUUCUAAACUGACUUUAUGUGGCGUUGAUCCUAAGGGGGCAUUUAAGAAGUGGCUUCACCUGAAUAACAUUAUAAAAUGUGAGAAACGUGAAAAGGAAUUAAUAACAGAAUAUGAAACAUUAGACAAAGAAGUACAAAAAGAACUACAAAAUCCACUAAAGAUGCAGCUGGUGCUACAGGACUGGGAGAACACAUACAGAGACCUUCAUCAAGGCUUUGACCUUAGUCGACUCUACCACAAGUUCAUUAUUGCUCAGAAAAAGUUACUCGUGAGUAAAUUCACUAAAGGAAACGUACUUGAAAAAGAAGCAGAGAUGAAAGUUGAAAAAUGGAUCCAGUUGUUGUAUAACGUCGCCUUUGACAUGACUCGCGGGCAGAGGGUCACAACCAUCCCUGAUUCUGUGUUGAGGGAACUUGAGAAUAAGUGUGAUGACCUUAAAAUAUCUUCAUCAUUCUGUUUAUCUACGUUUCUUGCUUCAGUGGGAAACAGUAGAUAUUCCUUCUUUCACUCUACACAACAGCAUUUUUUCGCUGCUCAAUAUGUAACUUAUAUUUUUAAUACAAAUGCUAAUGUUUCAUCAAAGGUUUGCCAGAUGUUUGAUAUUUGUUCUUUAGAUAAUGUGAGGAAAAAAUCCUUAGUUAACUUUUAUGAAGUUUUUCUUCAUCUGAUCUUCAUUCUUGGGAGCUCACUCUCGGACGACCAGCUGGAGCUGUUAAUUAAACUGCUCUCUCAUGCAAUACUCGAUAGUAAUGGAAGUUCAAAGUGGUUUGAAGUUGUUCAAAAAGGAUCUUAUGAUAACAGGAUCACAGAGAGAAUUAGUAGAGUAAUACCCGAGGUUUGGUAUGUCUGUGAUUCUUGUGUUAAGGCUGCCAGGUGUUUGAUGACGUGGACCAAACCGUCCCACAUUGUUAUAGAACUGGACAAAAAUCCUCGGCACUCCCCCGAACUUGUUCCUCUGUUGCAUAGUAUCGCUGACCUAGACUGCCUGGUGUGGGUGGAGCUGUAUCUGUCUUACCACCACAAGAAACUGAGUAACCAGACCACCUCAGAUAAGUACCUUAAGAUGCUGUGUUACAAGGACUCCCCUUGUGCAAUUUUGGGAUUUGAAGGUCAUCUUAGUAAUGAAGCAUAUGACUUGUUGAAACUGCCUACCUUUGCAGACUAUUGUGAUGCGUUAACACUGAAAGUCAAGUCAACUGAAUCCCUGGGAACACUAUGUGAAGCGAUGAGAGAUCUUCAGAGCCUCACAACUUUCCAUCUAACUUUAUCAUUAAGAUCUCCAUCGUAUAUAUCAGCUUGUCUUCCGGUAAAAACAGAUCUUCACCUUCCAUACAUGACAGAUGAAACAGUGGCAGACACAGCUAAGUUAAUCAGCAGACUGAGCACUGUGUAUAAGAGCAUAACCGUCAGUAACAUAACAGGAGCUGGUGCUAAACAGUUUAUUAUUAUAUUAAGAGAAAAAGGUGUUACUGUAGGAUCAUUUGUGCAAGAAAUGAGGGACGAGAAGGGAGAAUACUUGGUUUCCCUCUCUUAUGGUUCUCUGCCUCUCAAGUAUUCUGUCCUGGAUUUUGUGUACUACUGGCUCAGCUGGGAGAACCAUUACAAAGCUAGUCCACCUACAAUGUAGAACUAGAGAUAAAUAUACCUAUAAGUGUAAUCCUGUGUUACACACUAUUGUUUGAUAUUUUAAAAGUACAGUCAUUUAAUUUAUUAUUUAUGUGUUUUGUUGAUAAUAAUUAUAUAUAAUGUAAAUUCAAGUUUUUUUUAAUGUAAUAGACUAAAUUUCUUUUCAAUGCCAUUUUGAUUAGAUCACAAAACAGGUAAUGUUUUAUUAUCCGUAUAUAAGUAUGUCUAAGCGUGUGUCGUUCUUAUAAAGAUUGUAUGAUGUAUGUUUAAGUGUAUAUGAUGAAACAUGUUGAUGUACCUUUGUAUUUUUAGGAAUGUAAGAAGGAUCUGUCUGAAGGAAGGAAUGGACAGGGGGAGGAGUAAGUUUAGGGCAGUGGUCCCAACCGGUGGUUCAGGUGCCCGCGGAACUAUAUAAUGGACCCCGCAAAGAUUUAUUAGAAAAUUUUUAGAUAAUUAAUUUGUCAAAAUGAAAAUAUGUAAUAACUUUAUACGACUUUAGAGAAAGAGAGGAACUCCGUUUGUCCCGAAUCUGUCGGGUACAGGAUGUGUGUAUUUACCACAAACCGAGUCCAGAAAGAGAGCUAGCUAGCAUGAUCCAAGAGUAAAUUUAAGAAGUAUGUAACCGGUAACAGUUAAACAGUUAGAAUUGUAUAGAACUGCAAAUAACUGCAAUACUGUCUAUGAUUUUUUUUUUAUUAUCUUGAAUGUCAAUCCAAAGUUUUGGAUUGACAAAUGUGGCCCAGAGCCUAGAAAAUGUCGGGGACCACUGCUUUUGGUUAGGUUAGGUAGCGGGGAGGAUGAAGAGUUAUCUAAAGGAGGGGAGAGGCAGGAAGAGGCUGCAUGGGGAGUAGUUGCCGGAGCUAUACGGGGAAGACGUUCACCGACCUAAACUGACGUACACUCGGGGGUUACAUGGUGAACGUAUACAUGAGAGUCACAUGUAACUCCCAGUCUGUGUCGUGGCGCCAGCUGAGAUCAGGGACGGUGGGUCACUGUCACACGCCCUUCUGACUACCUCCCCAGCUGUGAGAUUAGUGCCUAGGCUGUCCAGUGGUGUGUAAGGAAGUGAGAUAUUAUGGAGGAUGAGAGAGAGAAUCAUUUAUAUAAUUGAUCAAUACUCAGCCUGUUGCUCCAAACACAACAUCUAUAAAUAAUAACAAUGAACAUUUACCUUAACCAGAGACGUUCAGUUAGUAAUAUUAGAGGCAGGAGAGAACACUAAGGCAAAGAGACUUAGAUAAUAGUUAUAUUAUAGUGUGCCAUUAUCACCAUACUCCUCCGCCAAUACCAUACUAUACAGUCUUCCACCGCCACAAUACUUUACUGCUCCACCAUUACCAUACUAUACAGUGUUACACAUCACCAUACUAUACAGUGUUCCUACAUCACCAUACUGUUCCACCAUCACCAUACUAUACAGCACUCCUCUCAGUCACAGACCUCCAUAAAAUAUCACGGUGUGAAGGUGUGGAACAACUUACCCCCACCCAUCCCAGCAAAGACUACGCUCC
Molecule: messenger RNA, 6069 nt
Organism: Homarus americanus (American lobster)
Lineage: Eukaryota; Metazoa; Arthropoda; Malacostraca; Decapoda; Nephropidae
Exons: 2
Coding region: 1800-4559 (919 amino acids)
Source: RefSeq, a predicted model, not a curated record